CAGACCACCACUGAAGCGCGUAUAAGACCAAGUGAAGGUGUGGUCAUUUGGAUCAGCAUCAUGCCAAAGUUGAGUCCGUUCAGCUCUGUUCUCACAGAUACUCCUGUUUUUAGUUACAUUUGAAGUCUUCCAUUCAUGCUCAUGUCAAUCAUGCCAACAGAAGGCUGCGUAACGUCGCGUCUUUGCUCUCCUCGGAUCUGAUUCAUUUGGGGUUUCCGAUUGUCCCUUUUACGCACGAAGACACCACCAAGCACGGAGUUCCGGCGCGACUGUUUUAUGUCCAAUCUGGCUGUCUGAUCUUGUUGGACACGUAUCUCCAGUCUCAUCGAUGCGCUUUCCAUAUCAAUUGGCUCUUCUGCAUGGAUAAAACACGACCGGCCUUCUUCAUCUUGAAUAAUUCUGGAGAAGACGUGUAAAAGAACGCAGUCCAGCCAUGGCCAUGGUGGUGAGCGUGUGGAGAGAUCCGCAGGAGGAACUGGCACCGGCAGGAUCUCUGGAUGAUCAGAGCGGACCGGGGGGAGACCACCACAAUCACCACCGCCUGAGCGCAGCCGCGCACUCUCCAAACACCGGACUGCCUUCCGCGGAGGAUAAAGGACAGAACUCAGCGCAGAACCAGCAGCACAUUGAGUGCGCGGUUUGCGGGGAUAAAUCCAGCGGGAAGCACUACGGACAGUUCUCCUGUGAGGGAUGCAAAAGUUUCUUCAAGCGGAGCGUUCGGCGGAACUUAACGUACACGUGCCGUGCCAACAGAAGCUGCCCGGUGGACCAGCACCACAGGAACCAGUGCCAGUACUGCCGCCUGAAGAAAUGCCUGAAAGUGGGCAUGAGACGCGAAGCGGUUCAGCGUGGAAGAAUGCUGCCGAAUCAGCCGAACCCGAGCCAUUACGCGCUGACCCACGGAGACCCGCUGAGUGGCCAAUCUGGCGGCCCGUUUGCUCUUCAGUCCCACGGAGACCCGCUGAGUGGCCAAUGCUACCUGUCCGGAUACAUAUCCCUCCUGCUUCGGGCCGAGCCAUAUCCAGCCUCCAGAUACGGAAACCAUUGCAUGCAGUCGGGGAACAUCAUGGGCAUUGAGAACAUCUGCGAGCUGGCGGCCCGUUUGCUCUUCAGCGCGGUGGAAUGGGCGAGGAACAUCCCUUUCUUUCCUGAUCUCCAAAUCACGGAUCAGGUGUCUCUCCUCAGACUCACCUGGAGUGAACUUUUCGUUCUGAACGCUGCGCAGAGCUCCAUGCCUCUCCACGUGGCUCAUCUCCUCGCCGCCGCCGGGCUUCACGCGUCUCCGAUGUCCGCGGACCGAGUCGUGGCCUUCAUGGAUCAUAUCCGAUUCUUCCAAGAGCAGGUGGAGAAACUGAAGGCCCUGCAGGUGGACUCCGCCGAAUACAGCUGUGCCAAAGCAAUAGUGCUGUUCACAUCAGAUGCAUGCGGCCUUUCAGAUGUGCCGCACAUAGAAGGUCUUCAGGAGAAAUCUCAGUGUGCUCUGGAGGAGUAUGUGAGGAGUCAGUACCCGAACCAGCCCACACGCUUCGGCAAGCUGCUGCUGAGACUCCCCGCGCUCCGGAUGGUGUCCUCCUCCGUCAUAGAGCAGCUUUUCUUCGUUCGACUGGUGGGUAAAACGCCCAUUGAGACGCUCAUCAGGGAUAUGCUGCUAUCUGGGAGCGGUUUCAACUGGCCCUACAUGUCCAUUCAAUAAGAGGAAGAUGAAGAUGGGGACAUUUGGUGAGCAUUUACAGACAUAAAAAACUAAACAGUCACGGAUGAUGCAGAAACUCUCUCUCGAUGUCGGUUUAUAUAGCAAUGAUAUUCGUGAACAUGUGAAGAUAUCUUUACUCUCUUUCUCCUGAUCUCUACUUUUAACAGUCAACCGUGACAUGUGCCAUAAAAAGACUUUAUAAAAGAACUUUUGAUUGACGUAUUCAACAGUGUAAUUGUCCAUUUUAAAUGCAAAACGUCUUAAUUUAGUUUUUGGAACGAAGGGAUAUGCAUCGAUCCAAAAUAACAGAAAUAAUUGGUGUUACCCUAAAAACGUUCAACAAAAAUACACGUUUGUUUUAACUGAGAAGCGGAGACAAUGGAUUUAACAAUUAUUUAUUUAGCUGUAUUUAUUUUACUGCUCAUCAACUUCAUGUAUCGAAACAAUCAACCACAGCACUUAAGGUAUU
This is a messenger RNA of Sinocyclocheilus rhinocerous, 2162 nucleotides long. Its product is annotated as nuclear receptor subfamily 2 group F member 1-B-like. The transcript has 4 exons. Gene Ontology annotation, biological process: regulation of DNA-templated transcription. Gene Ontology annotation, molecular function: DNA-binding transcription factor activity; sequence-specific DNA binding; zinc ion binding. Bases 434 to 1693 code for a protein of 419 amino acids. Lineage: Eukaryota; Metazoa; Chordata; Actinopteri; Cypriniformes; Cyprinidae. The record is from RefSeq and is a predicted model, not a curated record.